Molecule: messenger RNA, 1236 nt
Organism: Australozyma saopauloensis
Lineage: Eukaryota; Fungi; Ascomycota; Pichiomycetes; Serinales; Metschnikowiaceae
Gene: LAG1
Product: sphingosine N-acyltransferase
Exons: 1
Coding region: 1-1236 (411 amino acids)
Biological process (GO): ceramide biosynthetic process
Cellular component (GO): membrane
Molecular function (GO): sphingosine N-acyltransferase activity
Source: RefSeq, a predicted model, not a curated record
AUGAGCUCAGUACAAAAAGUCCGAGCAGCACAUCUAGACGUGCCAGAGAACAAGCACAGAAGACGAGGCUCCUCCGUGGGCCUGAUCAAUUUGGGCGACACCUCCGUUCCCGGCUUUUCGACCAUGAAGGUCAGCGCCAGCCAGAGAGACCGGCUGGAGGCCCGGAUGCGGGAGCUCAGCGCCGAAUCGAAGUCGGACGGCGCCAUUUUGCGCAAGAUCUUGGUGGCAUACAAGGAGUUGACGUAUCGCCACUCGUGGAUCAAUCCGUUCAUUGUGCUUGUGGCCAUUGUGGGCACGUUUUUCUUCGGUGACCAGAAAACAACGCUUCACGCGUACCUAGAGAAGCUUUUGGUGGUCUCGUAUCAUAUCGAAGGAACCGAUCAGUACGGGAAGGGUGUGAACGAUUUCUACUUUGUGGGCUUCUAUGCGCUCUUUUUCACGUUUUUCCGCGAGUUCUUGAUGUGCUGUGUGUUGCGUCCGCUGGCCCACUUCUUGGGCGUCAAGAAGGCAGCCAAGGUCAAGAGAUUCAUGGAGCAAACAUACUCUAUGAUAUACUACGGCUUGUCCGGCCCGCUCGGAUUGUGGGUCAUGUCGCUGACGCCCUUGUGGUUCUUCGAAACAACGCCGUUCUACUUGGACUACCCCCAUAAGACCCACGAUUUCUACUUCAAGGUCUACUACCUCGGCCAGGCCGCCUUCUGGGUGCAACAGUCGGUGGUGCUUGUUCUUCAGCUCGAGAAGCCUAGAAAGGAUUUCUAUGAGCUCAUCUUGCAUCACAUCGUCACCAUUGCCUUGAUUUGGUGCUCCUACAGAUUCCACUUCACCUGGAUGGGUUUGGCUGUGUAUGUGACCAUGGAUGUUUCGGACUUCUUCUUGGCGUUGUCCAAGACCCUCAACUACUUGGACUCUCCUGCCGCCGGCCCGUUCUUCGUGUUCUUCGUGUUUGUGUGGAUCUACUUGAGACACUACAUCAACAUCAAGAUCUUGUGGUCAGUGCUCACCGAGUUCAAAACCGUCGGUGAGUGGGAGUUGAACUGGGAUACCCAGCAGUACAAGUGUUGGAUCUCGCAACCAAUCGUGUUUGGCUUGUUGUUUGCCUUGCAGCUCCUCAAUGCCUACUGGUUGUUCUUGAUCAUUAGAAUUCUCUACCGUUAUGCCGUCGGUGGAGUCGCUGAAGAUGACAGAAGUGAUGACGAGGAUGAUGACGAGCCAAGUGAGACCAAGAAAGAUAUUUAA